UACAACCGUCAUCUGACUUCAGUAUAUAUUACACGGAAGCGCCGGUCCUAAACACUCACUAGCUCACUAAGCCUUGAGAGAUACACCAAUCCAAAGCAGUUUGCAGCCAUGAAGGUGUUUGUCGUACUAGCCGUCGCAGUGCUCUCCGGUUGCCAUGCCAACCUCUUCUAUGCUGAUGCGCCCAAGCCACAGCUGGAAGUCCUGACCGAUGCUUUCUGGGACUACAUCGCCAAAGCCACGCAGACGGCCGACGACACCCUCCAGAUGAUCAGAAAAUCACCAAUAGGACAGGAAGUCAAUGCCCGUCUGACCGAAAGUGCUGACAUAGCCAGCAAGUAUGCAGUCACCCUGCAGGAGCAGCUUCCUCCUGCUGCCCAGGACCUCAUGAGCAAGAUCACCAACGAGGCUGAUGUGUUGAAAAAAGUGCUAUCCGAGGAGCUGAGCUCCGUCAGAGAGAAGCUGGAGCCCUACACUGAGAACAUGAAGGCCCAGAUCCAGCAGAGAGUUGAGCAGCUCAAACAGGAGCUGGCCCCCUACGCCGACUCCCUGGACUCCGACGCCCUGAGGACCACCCUGAUUCAGAAGAGCGAGGAGCUGAAGAUCAGCCUGGAGCAGAGUGUAAAGGACAUGCAGGCUCAGUUGGGGCCCUACACCGAUGACCUGAAGGAGAAAGUGGACCAGCACCUGCAGCAAUUCCAAAGAAGUGUCACUCCCAUGACAGAGAAGGUCCAGAUCGAGCUCACGCAGAGAGCCAGUGUGGUGAAACAGAUGGUCGCCCCCUACGCUGAAGACCUGAGAGGAAAACUGGACCCCUACGCCCAAGACCUCCAGGCCCAGCUCAUGUCCCUCUACCAGUCAUUUGUCGAGAGCAACUAAAUCAACUUUUAAGACAUAAUUGAACAAGAUCAUGGCCUUUGACCUCCCUUCUCAAUAUGAUGUAACAUGUGACGCGUACUGUAAAUCAAAUUACACCAUGUGAAUAUUCACAAUACUUUAUUUAUUGCACAGCAUAUAAAUACAAAGAAAAACCCUGCACUUGUCCACCAUGUAUAUAAUGUUUUAACUGUGUUGUGAAAUUAUAAACCGUGACCUUUUUGUAAUUUGUGUAACUUAUCUAAAAUAAAUAUAAGACCCAAAAA
Molecule: messenger RNA, 1139 nt
Organism: Cololabis saira (Pacific saury)
Lineage: Eukaryota; Metazoa; Chordata; Actinopteri; Beloniformes; Belonidae
Product: apolipoprotein A-IV-like
Exons: 4
Coding region: 109-876 (255 amino acids)
Biological process (GO): high-density lipoprotein particle assembly; cholesterol homeostasis; reverse cholesterol transport
Cellular component (GO): extracellular region; high-density lipoprotein particle; blood microparticle
Molecular function (GO): phosphatidylcholine-sterol O-acyltransferase activator activity; phospholipid binding; cholesterol binding
Source: RefSeq, a predicted model, not a curated record